Syzygium oleosum is the source of this 856-nucleotide messenger RNA. RefSeq lists its product as uncharacterized. Lineage: Eukaryota; Viridiplantae; Streptophyta; Magnoliopsida; Myrtales; Myrtaceae. The record is from RefSeq and is a predicted model, not a curated record. Bases 25 to 567 code for a protein of 180 amino acids. The transcript is spliced from 2 exons.
GCAAGAACCGCCGCCGCCGCCGCCAUGAAGGUCCACCCCAUGCCCAGCAAGAAGAGGAACAUCACGGUCCAGUACGUGCCGAGGAGCGCCUCGAUCGAGGGGCAGGCCCUCGUGGGCGUCGUCCACAAGAAGCUGCGGCGGCUCCCUCACAUCUUCAGCCGCGUCCUGGAGCUGCCCUUCCGGGCGGACGCCGACGUGGAGGUGGAGGAAGGGCCCGGGUUCUUCCGCUUCGUGGCCGAGACCGACGGGAUCUGCUCCGACGUCAGGGCCCACACGGUGGAGAUCCACCCCGGGGUGACCAAGAUCGUGGUGAGGCCCAACGGCUCGCUCGAGCUGCUGUCCCUGGACCAGCUGGAGCUCGACAUGUGGCGGUUCCGCCUGCCCGAGUCGACCCGGCCGGAGCUCGCCAGCGCGGUGUGCGUCGACGGGGAGCUGAUCGUGACGGUGCCCAAGGGCGGCGAGGAGGGGGAGGAUGAGGAGUCGGUGGAGGGCGGCGGCGGCGGCGAUGGGGAUGUUUGGGGAGGAGGAAUGCUUCAAGUGAUGCUUAUCAUAUUCUAUCUGAAAUGAGUCCGAGUUGGUGCGUCACUUCAGUUAAUAAUAUGCAGACUCACAUUAUCUUAUAAGGCAUCUAUUGUAUUGCUUAUUAGUCUUCAUUAGCAUUUCUGCGGUUGAUCACUGUGUCCAAUUGGAUCUUGACGGCAGGGGGAGUUAUCCGACAAAACUUUAGCUACUUCUUUUAGGCCUCAUGUAGGGAACGAAGUUUCGACAAUCCUUACUUUGCAGCUGCUUAGUACUUAGAAGCUGCUGUUCUGGUUGUACAGCUAAUUUGCAAAUUUUUUGUAUGGUUUUGUUUGCA